AAAAUAUUCAAGAUCCUUAAAGUUUUAAUAAUUAAUUCUAUAUAUAAGUAUAUAUACAUUAAUGAAAUAAUAUAAUUUAAAAAUUGUUCGUGUGGAACAAAAUGAAACUUGAAUAAAUAUUUAAUUAAUUAUUUUCUCUUAAGACGGCUUAACUAAUUAACAGAUAACGAAAUUAUAGGAACAUUGUUAUCUCACAGAAAUUGGCGCCAAAAUACAAUCACAUCAAUACAAUGACAUCGUGUCUAUCAGUAUUCACUAUUUAGUGCCUUUAUAGAUCACCUAUUCUUGAAAAUUGUAUUGUUUUGUUCAUUAGUUCGUCAAACUCUUAUUAUUCUUGUAUCGUAUUUGAAAAUAAGUGCAAGUUUUGUAAGUAUUAACAAAUAAUGUUUGAUAUUAAUAAUAGUUCGUACUUUCCAUUUUUCUUAAGUCUUCUCUUUUGCCUUCAUCUCAUAUAUUUGUGAUCAGACACCCUGAUCUUUAACUUUCACCAGACCCAAUCUACCUCAUCAUCUUUAUAUACACCAGCCAUCCUCAUAUUAUCACCUUAGUAUGUUUUUAAAGCCUUUUAAUUAUAUAGUAAAUAAAUAUAUAAAUUACAAAUUUAAAUACAAAAAUAAAAAAUAAAUAAAUUAAUGAAUGCGUUGCCUGAAGUAUGAUAAAUGUAUUAUACAACCGGUUCCGAAUUAAAAAUUCAUCAUCAGGUAUAUCAUAGUAAAAAUUUAAAACGCAACUGAAUAUAAAAAAUUAAACGUAGGAAUACAUUGAAAAAUAAUUAUACAAAUUGGUUGUUUUACAUAGAAAUAACUUAUUUUAAUAGGAGAGAUUAUUUCAAAUGGGUUAUUAUUAGACAUAGAUAUGUUGAUAUAUAUAAAAUGUUUGUACAAAUCUAUUUUAAAAAUAAUAUCUUAUAUCAAUACAUUUUAGAUAAUAAAUAAUAACUAAAUUUUAUUAAUAUAACUAAUAUUUUUUACAUAUCGAUGUCUAAUAAUAACCCAUUUGAAAUAGUCUCUCUUAUUAAAAUAAAUUAUAUCUAUGUAAAACAACCAAUUUGUAUAAUUUUUUUCUAUGUAUUCCUUCAUUUAAUUAUUUAUAUUCAGUCGCCUUUUACAUUUUAACUGAUAUACCUGAUGAUGAAUUUAUAAUUCGAAACUGGUCAUAUAAUACACUUAUCACAGUAUAACAGAUAACUCAUUCAUUUAUUUAUUUUAUAUUUAUAUUUUUAUUUAUGAGUAUUAACCAUUUUAAUAAUUUCGUUUUUACUUUAUUAUUUUAUUACUUUUAAUUAUGUUACUUACAUUUUUAAUUAAAUUACGUAUUAUAAAAAUGGAUUUAAAAAAAAAAAAUGAAAAAUAACUGCUGUUUAAUACUUAGUAUAGAGUUAGGUAGGUACGUACUUAAGUAGUUUAAUAAUUUUAUAAGCAGUUCAAUUUGGUACAGCUAACUGUCUAAAUAUUAAAAUAAGAACAUUAUAUUUUCUUUUAGAUUCUGAGUGAUAUGAGAUGUAGGGUGAUAAAAUAUUUUGAGGGGCUGUAGCCCCAUUGUAUAUAAUGUGGACUAAAAUUCUGAAUUAUGGGUGGGCGAUUGUCCAUAUUAGACCAAGAAAUUAUUUUUUAGUUAAAUAUUAUAUUAAAAUAAUUGUAUACUUAUAGAAACUUGGAGCAUUUAUAUUAAAAUAUAACUAAAUUACUAAUAACAAAAGUAAGUAAAAUAAACAAUGGUUUGAAAUUUGUAGUUACCCAUAUUAAAUAAUAAAUUUCAAAUAUUUUUUCAGAACAAUGGUUGUUUUAUUAAAAAUAUUUAUAUUUUUUAUGAAAUUUUGAAAAAACAUUCUUAAUAAGUUCACAUAGGAUUUAAAUAAUAUUUUUUUUUAUUUUAUUAAAAAAAAAAAAUUAGAAUGUUUAAGAAACCUAAAUUUACAAAUUGUAUAUAACAAAACGCUAACAUUUAUUACUUUUCCGAACAUAGGUACUAUAAAAUAAUUUACUUUAUGGUUGCUAAUAAUUUUGUUUUGCUUGGUACAUCUUGUUAUGUAUUACCUUCUUACUUUUAAAGAUAUUUGUAUAAUAUUAAUUUGAUAUUAUUUUUACUUUAUUGUUAAAUGACCUAAUUAUAAAUAAAUAUAUUAUAUUUUACAGAAAUUAAAAUUGUUAUGGAUUCUUUUCUAAAAACUGGAAAAAUCAACCAAGAUCAACAAUCUACAAGUAGUGGUAUUAAGAAUAAAAAUGAUUUUCGAGGAAUUUCUGAUAGCACUACACCUUGGGUGGAAAAGUAUCGACCUCGUACAGUAGAUGAAGUAUCAGAACAGUCAGAAAUUGUAGCAGUACUAAAACAGUGUUUAGAACAAGGUGCUGAUAUGCCUCACUUAUUAUUUUAUGGACCCCCUGGUACUGGAAAAACAAGUACAAUAAUUGCGGCUGCUCGUCAGCUGUUCGGAGAUAUGUAUAAAGACCGCAUGUUAGAAUUAAAUGCAUCUGAUGAUCGUGGUAUUCAAGUCAUUCGAGAUAAAGUUAAAACGUUCGCACAACUUACAGCUUCUGAUAGACGAGCAGAUGGCCGACCAUGCCCACCAUUUAAAAUUGUUGUUUUAGAUGAAGCUGAUUCAAUGACAGCACCUGCUCAAGCAGCACUCAGACGUACCAUUGAACGCGAGACUAAGACUACUAGAUUUUGCCUUAUUUGCAAUUAUGUGAGUUGUAUUAUAGACCCGCUGACAUCGCGUUGCUCAAAAUUUAGAUUCAAACCUCUGUCACAGAAUGUCAUGCUCUCUCGUCUUGAACAUAUAUGCAAAGAGGAAGGAGUUAUGUGUGUUCCACGAGUGCUAGCUCGAUUAGUUGAUGCUUCUGGAGGAGAUAUGCGUAGAGUGAUCACGUCGCUCCAAAGUACAGCUAGGUUAAAGGGAGAAGAAGGUAUUGAAGAAGCAGAUGUACUAGAGGUUGUUGGCACUGUGCCAGAUAUCUGGUUAGACCGCAUGUUGGAAAUGGGUCGUACUUAUAAUUAUCAAAAAAUGGAUAGUUUUGUGGAAGAACUAAUAUUUGAAGCUUAUUCAGCAGCUCAAGUUUUGGAACAAUUCCAUGAUAAAAUAGUAUUUGCUGUAGAUUUAAAAGAUAAAGAGAAGGCAUUAAUUUGUAAAUCUAUAAGUAUUUGCGCCUACAGAUUGCAAGAAGGAUGUAGUGAAUAUGUUACUCUUUUACAUCUUUUAUGUUCAGUCGCUAAAGCAUUAAAGAAUUAAACAGUUAUUCAUUACUAAGUGUCAAACUAAUUUUAUAUUUUUAUAUAGAUUUAAUAGUAAAAAUGUGCACCUCCCUAUUGUCUUGUAAUACCAGUAUUAAUAUAUUUAUUUUAAUUUGUAUCCCCUUUCAAUAUAAAAGAAAAAAGAAAGUGUUUUAUUAUAAUUUUUUAAUUAAGUUAUAAUUCAUAAAUAGGUUGAUCUUUUUUAUUACAAUAUGUAAAAGUGAAAUAUUCCAUACUAUAUACCACAGUUUUCAUAUUGGAUCUGAAAACUAGUUUCAUUGCUAAUAAUAAUUGUUAUAGAUACUCUAACAUACAAUUUUUGUACAUAUCUAUAAAUUAUACCUUAUAACAACUUUUAUAAUAAUAAUUAUAAAUAGGCAUUGGUAAUCAGGC
Messenger RNA from Cinara cedri, 3624 nucleotides. NCBI's taxonomy places the organism in Eukaryota, Metazoa, Arthropoda, Insecta, Hemiptera, Aphididae. The record is from the annotation of a GenBank genome assembly.